Molecule: messenger RNA, 1796 nt
Organism: Mizuhopecten yessoensis (Yesso scallop)
Lineage: Eukaryota; Metazoa; Mollusca; Bivalvia; Pectinida; Pectinidae
Product: chondroadherin-like
Exons: 3
Coding region: 261-1676 (471 amino acids)
Cellular component (GO): extracellular matrix
Source: RefSeq, a predicted model, not a curated record
AGGUUUGAUUUACAAAGUAUUGUAUUCAAUAAUCAAACAUACAGUGUAGUUAUAGCAAAAGAAGCUCAGCGCUUACAUUAAUUCUUUUCCGAAAGUUGGGUAAGGAUUGGUUCGCAAUAUUAAAAGGAAGGAGAAGUGAAAAAAGCAGAGGAGAGUACGAGUGUUGAAAGAGGGAUAUGAGGAUGAAAGGAGCGAAGAGACACGAACUGGAGAGGAAACAGGGGCGAGGCAAUUAAAAGUUAUUUCUUCAAAUCCUCGUCAUGAAGAUACUUGUCUACGUGUUUUUGGUCGCUUGCCUUUUGACGCUGACAGAGGGCGCUGUCGACGUCUGUCCGCCCAAUGACAACUCCGUGUAUCCAGCCGACAAAUGUUCCUGUGUAAAAGGUGACCUUCUUUGUCAAAAUCUGACCUCCUGGCCCCCUCUCAGUGCACCAGUAGAGCUGAAUAUCCUUACAAUUACUAACAGUCAUGGUCUUGUCAUCCACAACAAUACGUUCCAGUCGUUAACGGUAGAUAGACUUACCAUCACACAUUCCCAACUCAGAAAUAAUGAUUUUGAAGAGAACGCGUUUGGCGGCUUACUUGUGAAUGACCUUGACCUGAGCCACAACAGACUUGGCGAAAUUCCCAAUGCCGUGAGGCACAUCACAGCAUUAAAGGGGCUUGACGUCUCCUUUAAUGGUAUAUCGGGGUUUGAAGAUGCUAAUCACAUCGAGACCAUGAAGCAGAUAGGUAAUACACUGGUGCGAUUUGCGUUUGGGUCUACACCGGAUAUUGACACUUGGCCGACGACACUUAAGUAUUUUCCAAGACUUGAGGAGUUGAACUGUACUGCAGCAGACUUUUCUCUUAUGCCUAUCAACUCCUUUUACGGCUUCGAGAACACGCUACGAAAGCUCAACAUUAGUAACACGUACCUGUACUCUGUACCCCUGGCGGUGGGUCGACUGAACUACCUCACGGAGCUCUCCCUAAAUCAUAACCAUCUGAUCGGAGACUUCGGUAUGAAUGUCCCAAUAGUGAGUACAUAUCUUACACACCUGUCCAAAAUUUCACUCGACGAUGAUAACAUAACAAUGUUCCCAAAUAUCCUCGGGGUAUUUCGAAAUCUUACAGAAAUUUCCAUGAACGGAAAUAACCUGAAGUUUGUGAGUGAGGAAUCCGCGAAAUCGAUCCACAAGAUCACACAUCUAAGUCUUCGCAAUUGCGGAAUCACCCGAAUCCCUGGCACGCUUCAGUAUAUUAGUUCGCUCGAAUCAGUAGACCUUUCUGAAAACGGUAUCCACACCAUUGAACGAAAGGACUUGCAGGAACUCACCAAUUUAAAGGAACUAAAGCUGAACGACAAUCCGAUUAUCUACCUCUCCGACAACGCCUUUAAUAAGUCGGAAAACAUCAACUUGGUCGAGAUGCGGAACACAAAUCUCACGAAGAUUCCGUGCGGCCUGAAAAUCUUAAGACUUGUUAAGCAUGAUCUCACUCUCGACUUCAGAUUCAAUAAAAUCGAGUGCACUUGUGCAUUACGAUGGCUGUACGACUGGAAAAAUGGAGGUUAUGGAACAAUUAGUCACAAUCUAAACAUUUUAGGAGACUGCGUGACAAUACAGAGCUCGCUACAGGACUACCUUGAGAACAACCUGGCCGACUGUCCAACUUAUAACAGCUGUGGUAUGUAGUGCUACACACUACUGGGACCAAUCCAUACAAACAAGUUGAGGUGAAAAUAAGAUUUAAAAAAAGAAGUUGUAUUUCUUAUGUGUUUGAUUAACCUUAACGCAUUAAAUGAAAGUCUUUAU